Myotis myotis is the source of this 1999-nucleotide messenger RNA. It is a transcript of the gene REEP3, whose product is annotated as receptor accessory protein 3. Bases 197 to 964 code for a protein of 255 amino acids. Gene Ontology annotation, biological process: endoplasmic reticulum tubular network organization. The record is from RefSeq and is a predicted model, not a curated record. Gene Ontology annotation, cellular component: endoplasmic reticulum membrane; endoplasmic reticulum tubular network; cytoplasmic microtubule. The transcript is spliced from 8 exons. Lineage: Eukaryota; Metazoa; Chordata; Mammalia; Chiroptera; Vespertilionidae. Gene Ontology annotation, molecular function: microtubule binding.
GCCGCGCGCGCACCACACACACACACACACACACACACACACACACACACAUACACACACCGGCCCAGCUCCCGAGGGCACCAGCGCGGCCCCGGGAAGCGCGAGGAGCCGGCGAGCGCGCGGCCUGCCGUGGGCCGCCCGGUCCGCUCCGCUCGGCGCCCACCGCCCUGGAGGUGGGGUCCUGGCCUCCGGGAAGAUGGUGUCCUGGAUGAUCUCCCGAGCCGUGGUGUUGGUGUUUGGAAUGCUGUAUCCUGCAUAUUAUUCAUACAAAGCUGUGAAAUCAAAAAAUGUGAAGGAAUAUGUUCGAUGGAUGAUGUACUGGAUUGUUUUUGCUCUCUACACUGUGAUUGAAACAGUAGCAGAUCAGACAGUUGCUUGGUUCCCCCUGUACUAUGAACUUAAGAUUGCUUUUGUCAUAUGGCUGCUCUCUCCCUAUACCAAAGGAGCAAGUUUAAUAUAUAGAAAAUUCCUUCAUCCACUUCUUUCUUCAAAGGAAAGGGAGAUUGAUGAUUAUAUUGUACAAGCAAAAGAACGAGGCUACGAGACGAUGGUAAACUUUGGACGGCAAGGUUUAAACUUGGCAGCUACUGCUGCGGUCACUGCAGCAGUGAAGAGCCAAGGAGCGAUCACUGAGCGACUGCGGAGCUUCAGCAUGCACGACCUGACAGCCAUCCCCGGGGAGGAGCACGUGAGGCAGAGACCAUUCCAGCCUCCACCAGAGACAAAAAAGAAAAGUAAAGCCGCCUCCAGUGAGUCGGCAGGUUAUGGAAUUCCACUGAAAGACGGAGAUGAGAAAACAGAUGAAGAAGCGGAUGGGCCGUUUUCAGAUGAUGAGAUGUUAACACACAAAGGGCUUCGAAGAUCGCAAAGCAUGAAAUCUGUGAAAACCAUGAAAGUCCGCAAAGAGGUGCGGUAUGGGUCACUAAAAUAUAAAGUGAAGAAGAGACCGCAGGUGUAUUUUUAAUCAUGUGCGCUUCAAGUAUCCCAAGACAAAUUAUGCUAAUGCAUCAACUUUUUUUCCUAACAUUAUGUUCAGUAUUUACAUAUUGAAGUAAUCCUUUAGAUUGUGGCGGUGGUAGGGUUUACUUUUGUUAAUUUAAAUAAUUUUUAUUUCUUUAACAAUUACUUUUAAAUCUUGACUACUAAAGGUAGUUAUGCAAUAUAUAUAUAUAUAUAUAUCAGGAAGAAUAGAAAAUUGUGUUAAUCUGUUUUCAAAUUCAUCAACAACAUCAAGUGCCUGGGAUUUAAGAGAAAACACAAACCCAGUAUACUUGAAAAAAGUCAUCUUAUGGUUCAAGAUCCAUCGGCCUUUGUGGUAUUGUAUUGUUUACCUCCAUUUAUGUUAUAGCUAUCACAUGAGGAUAGUCAUUAAAUAGGCCUCUGAUCCAGCAGUGAUAGCACAAGGGCAUAAUGUGAGAUAAAGUAUGUUUUAUAUAUUCUUUAAAAUUUUUACUUUUUUUAAACACUUUAUAGUUUUUCCACCAUCAACUGAAAGUUUUCAAAACAAAUAUUUGAAAACCAGGUAUCCACAUAGCACUUUUAUUCCUGACUAGUUUUGCACACUUGAAAAUUGUUUACUUUUUUUAUGACUGUACAUUUUAAGUUUUACUGACACUAUCUUUAUUAUUUGUUGGAUUCUGAUAUGUCAAAUUUAUGCCUUAAAUGAUGUCAUCUUUUUCCUGUGGGUUUCAUUUGUUAAAUUUGCUUGAUUUUAUUAGUAGAAAAAUAUAACUAAUUGUUCUUAAUCUCAUUUACAUAUAAGAAAUUAUCUUAAUUAUUAGUUUUCUGUAUUUAGCUGUACAUUGUAGUUGAACUCAGCAUGUUUUUUAUUAAUACUGGUUACAUUCUCAGAUUUUAAAAGUAGUAGCUUUUAUGAAAUAGUGUCAGAGACCAGUAUAGCACUUAGGUUUCUUCUAACUAAUGAAAAUAUCUAGCCAAUCCAUUCACAAGCUUGGCACUUAUAUGUGCUUCUGAUGAAUAAAUCUGGCAUUAACUAAAA